ACGCGCCGACUCUCGCCACAGCGAACUGACCAAUCAAGUUGUUUGAAGUUGGCGCGCAGCAACACGGGAAUAACGCAAAGUAAGGAAGGAAUAUGAUGUGUGGCUGUUGGUUCAAUUUACUAAUGUAGAGCGAUUGCAGCCGAUGCAAAUGCACUAGUGAAGAGUAUGCCUGACUUAUCAGAGAUACCCAAGGAAAAUGUGAAAAAAAGAGGCAUGGGUGGAUCAGCUUCAAAAAGAGUGGGUGGAGACCGCACAUUUUCAGAUGAAAAGGAAGCUCAAACUUUUGAUAGGCCAAGCAGACCCACACCACCUAAUAGACCCUUGCCACUUCUGGAUUCCGAUCGAGCUUCCUCACUGCCCAAAGUGUACAGCAAAACAUUAGAAGACACAAGCAGUGCAGCUUCCUCACCAGGAAAUUCAAAUCGCAAAAAGCACACCCCAGCAACCAUUCCUAGAACAAAGUUUACAUCAGCCACUCCUUUGGAGCAAAGAAUUGCCAUUAAUAGUCUUCGGCAGCGGCUAGAGUUUGAUGAUCAGAAAGGUAAUGCAGUGAAUGAAAGAGGUAUCGCGGGUGCUUCAGCAGUUUUGUAUGACCAAGCAAGCAUCUCAAGUGUUACUGAGAGUCUACCAGCAAGUCAGCUUGAAAGCGAUGCAUCUGAUAUGGUUGAUACAACUAAGAUAACCCAAAGGUUAAACCAAGUCAGGGAAUAUUUGAAGCAAGCAACUUCAUUAUAUGUGAAUUUGUCAACUAAAGAAUAUAUUGAGGACUCUGAAAUAGAGCACAUAGAAAAGCUUGGGAAACUUAUUCAGCAACUUCGUCUUCAAGAGCAGGGAUAUGUUGAUUUGCUGCAGCGAACACUGGAUAUGGAUCAGUCUGCUGAUUUGACCCCAGCGUCAAGUGUCUUGUCACUCAAGCAGCAAAAUGAAACUGAAAAUGAGGAAGACCAGCAGCAGGAAUUGAAAAGACUUCAGAUGCAACAUGCACUUUUGAGGAAAAUUGUAGAUCAACAGCAGCAGAUCCAAGACCUGAAGAAGAAGCAAGCAACAUUAGCAUCGCUACAGGAGCAGGCAGAGGAACUGAUGAAAUCAGCUGAUAUGACGAAAGAUGUUCCUGUACCAAACAACAAAGACGUGAAUGAAACCAGCCACAUACUGAAUUCUCGUCAUCAAGAAUUCACCCAGGGAUCAACCUCGCAAGCUACCGAACGUUUUAUCGACCAAGCAAAAGACAAUGAGGAGGCGGCGUUGUUUGAUGCUGACAUGGUGCAAAGGAAGCUAGAGCUGGAGAAUAAAUUGAUGAACUUACAAGCGAAAAAGCAGAAGAUGGACACUCUUCUGGCAACUUUGAAAUCUUCAAGAGACGCCCUCACCACUUUCCCGCAAGGGCCAGAUGAACCAUUGCCCGAGGUGCAAGAUAUGAAGGAAACAGCCGAGACAACUGAUUUUGAAAAGCUGGAAAUGCAGAGAUCAGCUAUUAAGCAGCAACAAGAGAACGCCGUUCAGGCGAUGCAGCAUGCCAAAACCGUACAGGAGAAACUAAAAAAAUUAAAGGAAGUCAAACAGAGGUUGGAAGAUUUAACAAAAGUUGUCUCUGAGUAUGAGCAUUCGCAAGUCCAGCCCGUACUCGAUGGUGACAAAAUCCAAGCAGGGUUGCCCCCUGCAGGCUAUGGGGGUGCAAGACCUAGAGGUGCUAAUGCAGUACAGCCUCAGUUGAACGCAGAAAUAGCGGAUUUGUCGAAUGGCAUUGACAAUAGAAUGAGGCCAACCCCUCCGUGGUCGCAGUCACAGAGAACGGCGAUCGAUGUCACUAGAAACCCAAGUUCUGCUAAAGACAAUAAAGUUUCUGCCAACAUUGGUAUCGCAUCUGCUAUGGAAAAGAAUCUUGCGUCCGAGGACCAGGACAACGACCUCUCCUCAAAGAUAAGGCAUCUGCAAGAGGCAAGACAAAGACUAGCAUUGGUGCAGAAGACUACACAGGCAACAUCAUCACAAAUUGAUGAAGAAAGGCAAAAUAUUGAUUUGACAGAAACAAACACAGCCAGUGUGACAGCAACAGAAUCGGAGAGUGAGUCAGAGAGCACGACUACUGCCGAGGAUUUGUCCUGGCAGGAAGACCCAGAGUUUCAAGCUAAAGUCAGGCGACUACAGCAAGCAAAGGAGAAGCUGAAACAUUUGCAAGAAUUGGUCAAUUCAGUUCAGCAGGAUGGCAUGGCAAUAGAUGAUCUUGCAAAUAUCUCCUUGAGUAGCAAGGAUUCUUCAGUCAAAGACGACGAAGAUGAUAACGAGGAUGGUGAUGAUGAGGGCGGUGAAAACGAGGAUGCUGAAAACGAGGAUGGUGGUGAUGGUGAGACGGAUGAAGAAGAUGAAGUGACGAGUGAACAGCAGUCUGUGGCCGAAAAUGAUGUUGAUGAUGCUGAGAGUAGCAUGGCAGAGGAAGCAAAUGAUGAUAGGAUGAGCAAGCAGAGUGAUGGUAGCACACUUAAUAAUGCAGUUGCCAUGCUUGAUAGGGAAAUCGAGUACCAAGCAAGUUUAAGUCGACAAAAGCAAGAGUUAGAAAAACUUCUCAUAGAAAAGCAGAAGCUGCUAGAAGCCCAGCGACAACUGACUGAAAUAGCAAGAACAACUUUGGUGCCAAUUGGUGAAAAGGAUGUCCCAGACUCCUCUUCGAAGCAACCUGCAACUGUUCCAAAAAGUUCAAGAAAACUACCAGAAGUAACCUUCAACCCAGAGCACGACAAGAAGUUCCCUAUUCUAGACAAUAACGCCCUUGCAGGAAAACCUGGAAGCAGGGUGACGUACAAGGAUUUGCAAAUACCGAGGAUCGUGAAAAGGACUUCCAAUUUGUCAGUGGAACCCCAGUAUGGAUCAGAUUCAGAUUUUAGAGGAAACAAAAUGAAGCUUCUUUCUCAGCCCUCUAAUCGACAUUCCGGGUUUGGCGCAGGCUCAAGACCCAACCCCCUUGUUAUGUCCGAAAUUCGUCGCCAGAGAGAAAUGUUUGAGCAAAACAAGAAACUGAAAUUUGUGGAAAAGCAACGGCGUAAGCACAAGUCAGCUGACGACAGAUCUGAUGGUGGCACCUAUUCCAUUAGAAGUGACCUCGACGAUGUCGAUCUUGAUGAAGGCGUUGGUCAUAGCAUGUUUAGUGCUGAUGUCACCACUGCAGCUACGUGGGGUGGCUCCACGGAGCAGAGCAGUUCAGAAGAAGAUUCUGCUGUUGGUGAAGAGGAUUUCCCUGAAGGAGGCGUUAUGGAAGAUGAGUAUGACGAAAACAUGGACCAGCCUGAAGAAGAGGAAGAAGCCGGAAGGGGAGAAGAAGAGCAGGAAGGAGAUGACGUAGCCCCUUUGUUUGAUUUCAAACAGAAUCAGAGCAAAAAACAGAAGAAGGAAAAUAGAGGCCUUUGGUUCAAUCUUGCUGGUCAACGGCGAAGUAACAAAGGGAAAAAGCGAAAACUUGAUUCCAAUCAAAAUGAGGGAAGCCGAGGAAGCUCAGUUUCAUGGUCAAUGAACGUAUCUCCAGAAUCCUCAGCAAGACACAGACCAAGACAACAGAAUUUGACCCCAGCACACAAACUGAUGAAGAAUAAAGGAUCACACCCCCGGACAGAUGACACUGGGAACGUGUGGGAACAGCAAUGCGAAGAGCUUCGGCAACACCUGGCGAGUAGUACAUCACUCACAACAUCAUUGCUACGGAACCAACAGACGCUUUUGUCAAUCAUGCAGAGUCAAGCUGGCUCAUUCAAUCCAGCAUUAGGCUCAGCAGGCUUCCAGAUGAAUACUCCAAUGUUUUCUCCGUUUGGUGGAUACCAACGCAACGCUUUUACAAACAUGAAUCAGCAAAACUUUGAUCAGCAGAACAUGGAGCAGCAACAUGCUUCCUUUUUGCAGGGGCUAGAGCGGUGCACAUCCCAGCUUGAUAGACAACAUCAAGAAAUUCGAAACCUACAGAAUGAGUUUCAGCGAAUGGUCUUAGGCUCUGGGGUCGGUCGUCGUGUGUAUGCCUGGGAAAAUCCAACUGAAGCAAAUAUUUUGACAACGAUUGGGCAUAGAAAACCAAAUGACCCCUAUUCUACUUUGUAUACGAACUCCUUCACCAACUCUGGACCAUUUCAGGGGGAUAUUAAAGGUUUUCAGGAUCAGCAAAGACCAGAUCUAACUCAUUCUGCAACAUCGCCUCAUGUCUUUGCAGAUGACACGAUAAACAGAUUCACUCAAACCGAGGUUUCACCUGAAUUACCUCGUAAGGAUGCUGCUUUUUCCUCUGGCCAAGAGCGACAAAAAGCUGCAGCUCAGGACAAAUCAAAAACAGAGAGUUUUCCUCUUCAAGGGUUUUAUAGUUUCAAAGUUUCAGAACAGCAAGAACACACACAACAUCAUCCGAGACCAAAUGCCAGCAAUGGAGAGAGAAUAGGAGGAAGUUAUGACCCACUUGCCUACUCAGAUUCACAACGUGGCAAUAAUUCAGAGCGUCGGCCCAAUGACGUCAUUACAACAUCAUAUCCAACGCCUAGCAAAUCUUCUGCUGCGAAAAGCCUUGCUCAAAGGCAAAAAGCCACGUGGCCAUCGUUUUUUAAAGACCCUGAUAACGUCGAUAGUGCAUCUGAGGGGAGAGUUCCCUACGUUGGGACUGAUGCUCAAGAACAUUGGGGUUCCAGGUCUACGAGAAAGCCGGACGAAGAUGAGAGGCUGUCGGUAACCAGCAGUUACUCACUUUUUGAAACAAUGAGAGACUCAAUCUACUCUGAGGUUGCAACUUUGAUAUCAAUGAAUGAAUCAAGACCGCAUUAUCUGGUUGAGUUGUUCAGGGAGCUGCAGUUGCUGACCUCAGACUAUCUUCGCCAGAGAGCCCUGUAUGCCCUGCAGGAUCUUGUCACUAGAUUCCUAACUGAAGAUUCAGAAACGAGGCAGUCGAGUGAACCUCCAGAAGAGGUUUAUAGAAAAUGGAUGGACACGGCUGCAGUAGAGCAAACGCCAAGCGAGAGUGCUGCAACCUCUGAUGACGAGGAUCAAGAAACCAAGGCCUUGGAGGCGCUUUCAAGUCAAAUACGAAAUAACGACAUGUACGAUUAUGCGGAGAUCGCCGAAACUGGAAGUACGAUGUCUACGCCAACCUCGAACCAAGAUCCGCCUUUUGCGGCCGAAGGGCUUGGUGACACCGUGAUAAAUCUGGACGAGGCGUUACAGAAGAUGCGGAGCUAUGAAGAGAGGAUGGCGGAGGCGCGCAAGAAUGCAGUUAACCAGGAAAUGGACAAUGAAGAAGAUUUAGCAGGGGCCGUUGCGAGCGAAACCAGUUCGGCCUAUGAUGUUGCUAGUGAAACAUCUUCAGACAUUCAGCAACCAUCGAUUGACACCCAGAAGCUGGACAGACAAAUAAAGUCGAUAAUGAUGGAACUCAUACCAUUUCUAAAUGAACACAUGGAAGCCCAAUGCACAGCGUCCUUUUUAUCUGAGUUGAAAAGUGUGAUCUUGAAACUUGCAAGAGAAAAAGAACCUGAAGCCGAAAGACAGGAAUUUGGCAGAUCUUUCAAUCGUCAGCUGGAGUCUGUGCUUAAAGAUUCACUCAGUCGUUUUGAAGGGAGAAGUUUAAAAGAAUGCGGAGAAGACAUUUUAAUUGAUGUAUCAGAGAUUUUGUUCAAUGAGAUGGCCUUUUUCCGACUCAUGCAAGACUUGGAUCGGCCGUCAUCAAAACAGUCCUACUGGAGAAAGGACUCGGAUUCCCAUCGUCUUUUUGACGCAGUGGGGGGUCAACAAGGAAUUGAGGCAGCAGUUGCUGGGCUUGCAACUGGCUCUUUUGAAGCCUCCAGCUCUUCUGUAGGCCUUUUGGUGAACACCACAGGAACACUAUUCAGCCCCCCUGCUCCACGGACAAAUAUUAAUGAGCCACGCAAAAGUCGCACUGUUCAGGAAGAUUUAGAAAUACAAGACCUUGAAGAAAAUGAAGAAAACGGCUCCGCUGCUGAAGAUGAAGCUGAAGCCGCCCGUCAGUUUGUGAACGUCGAGCUUUCGGUGAGCGAGUCGAGGCCAUUUGCUAGCACGGGAAGUGGCGAAGAAGACGAGGAGGAAGACAAACAGUCAUUCCCCAUGCAGAAUGCGGCCCCGGAAUCCUCUGUUCGGGCACAGCAACAACACGAUCAGAUUGGACAGCAACGACUUGGACAGCAACUGGAGCCACAAGAAGAUAACCGCCGCCAAGAUGAUGGGGACGAUGUCGAUGAUGACGACGAUGUGGAUGACAUGCCAGAAGAUGAAGAAAUGCGCAGCAGCCCAAGGAAUAUUCAGGAUGAUGCGGUGGAUGGAAAUCGUGAAAGUGCCUUUGAGGAGGAUGACAGGGAAGAAGAUGAGCGUGAAGAAGAUGAGCGGGAAGAGGAUGAGCGUGAAGAAGAUGAGCGGGAAGAGGGUGACAGGGACAAUGAUAACCUACUAUCACACGGAGAAGAUGAUGCAAGUGGGACAAGGACAGAAAGUGCAGGUGCCUACCCAAAUAACGAGGAUGGAAAUGAAAGUGAGAUCACUGUUGAUGACCUGCCGACCAAACUGACUGGUCUAACUGAGGCCGAUCUUCAGACGAGGAUGGAAUCAGAACAAAGUGCAGUCGAGGGUGCAGCUGGAAUAUUGUCACAUUUAACUAGUGAGCCAGAACUUGCAGAAGAUUCAGCUCAACGAGAGCAACAGCAGCAACAAGAACAGCCACAACCGCAGCAACAAGAAGAUUAGAGGCCACUAGGAGGGAACUUUGCUUUUUCGCUAAUAUCUGUUGACAAAAGCAGUUAUCGGUAGAAAGUUUUUAGCUGCUUCUUAACAAACUGACUAUAUAUUUAUGAGGGCUUAUGCCACGAGGAGGGAAAGCCACGCAACUGUUUACUCAAAGUCACGCAUAGUGUGAGCUGCAUAGGAUCUUAUUGGUUUGGAAUGUAUGUAAAUGGUUGUGAUGCAUAAUUUAUUAUCAGCUUGUAUUCAUGUUCAUAGAGAUAUAUCUGUUUGCACCUUCAUGUUUUAAGUGCUUUUUGCUUAAGUACAGUUUCUUUUUGUAUUGGAAACAUAGUUCCCUGCUUCGAUUGUCCAAUUGUAAACUUUGAUCUAGAGAGAAAUGCCCGUUAAAGGCAUUGAGUCAUGGUAAAUAGGCCUUCUCCAUGGGGGUCAUUUGCUUUCGGAGUGUUCGCUGUAGUUCCAUGUGAUAUCGACAUCCGUUGCCGACAACGUUGUUGCAAACCAGUGCGAGGCAACUUCAUGCGACCAGACCCAUCAAAGCACCGCAGGACGAAAAUAAUGACUCGGCGUAUUUGGGUACGUUUGGGUAUACCCUUUUAUCAUGAUCCAGUGCCUUUAACUAAAUUUGUUUAUUCAUCGAUCAACAGUUCAUCAAACGAAAGCAUCUUUUUGGCCUUGUCCCUAACCUUUAUCUGUAUGCUUAGAAAGACUGUUAAACUAUGUCAUAAGAAAACCAAAGACAUCAAACACUCUUGUACAACAUGUGUACAACUGUAAAUGUACACCGAUCAGGAUUUGCAUAAAGCAAUAACAAGGAUUGCUUAAGACAGUUAAUUCACUUUGAGCAAAUUUUUCAACUGGAUUCAGGUUGUUAAGCAGUUUAUAAAGUUUGAGUGCAAAGAUUCCAGCUGAUUUUAUGUAAAUGUUAUUUUCUUUCGAGUUACCGAGUUAAUCGUUUACGGAGAUAAACAGUCUGAGAAGACUAGUCGUAGUGCCCUCUCGUUAAUUUUAUCUGUCUUUUUCUAGCUUUCUUUGACGUGCAACAUCCAAUAUGAAUUCGUAAUAAUUGAAGUGACACAGUGAAAAGAUA
This is a messenger RNA of Rhopilema esculentum, 7798 nucleotides long. RefSeq lists its product as uncharacterized. NCBI's taxonomy places the organism in Eukaryota, Metazoa, Cnidaria, Scyphozoa, Rhizostomeae, Rhizostomatidae. The record is from RefSeq and is a predicted model, not a curated record. Gene Ontology annotation, cellular component: centrosome; ciliary basal body; centriolar satellite. Gene Ontology annotation, biological process: microtubule anchoring at centrosome; non-motile cilium assembly; protein localization to centrosome.